Messenger RNA from Cottoperca gobio, 1031 nucleotides. RefSeq lists its product as uncharacterized. The transcript is spliced from 3 exons. The record is from RefSeq and is a predicted model, not a curated record. Lineage: Eukaryota; Metazoa; Chordata; Actinopteri; Perciformes; Bovichtidae. The coding region runs from base 113 to 913 and encodes 266 amino acids.
GCUUUUAUGGCUCUCCCAGCCAAAAAGGUUCCCGACCCCUGAAGUGUCAUAAUGUUAAGAUCUUGCUAAACAAAUAAGUUAUUGGGCAAAGUUAUUGUUGACAAAUCAACUAAUGUUAGUUAGAAAAUGUUAUUUCUUUUUUCAUUGCAAACAAGUUAUGUUGACUUUUCUUUUUCCUUUUCAGGUGAAAAUGUCAGGCUGCCCUGUAUGUGGCAAACAAGUACGUGCUCUGAGCCAGCACCUCUCAAGCAGACAUCGUGUGAGAAAUGUACAGGAGCGGAGGAUUUUAUUAAAUAUGUCCUCAGCGAGGGUGAACAUCAGGUCCUCUCCUUGCCCAGCGACAGGGUGUGGCUAUGCCCUGUCGCGCCUUCAGCGUCACAUACGUCACACACACACGGAGUUGACACUGGAGGAGAGGGCCUCCUUACUCCUCAGGGCCAAGUGGAUAAAGUCCACGCAGCUCCUCUCCUCUCUGAGGGCCACCAGCCCCACGACACCCAUGGCAACGUCCAUUGACCUGCUGCCCGACGACAGAGAGGAUGUACUCCCUUCUCCUCCCCUGAGCUGUGGCAACCCCCUGUGCAUGGAGACGAGGAAGGGGUAUAUCCAAAACAUAUCCCAACUUUGUGAGCAGAGGGAUGAUCUGCUCACAGAAAAUGGCAACCUUAGGUUGAAACUGCAGGCUUUGCAGCGUCCCAGGUGCGGUUCUCGCAUCAUCGAUGUGCCACCCCCGACGGAGCAAGAGGAGGCAACGGCAGCUACAGAGGAGUCGGCAGAGGAGGUGACGCUGACGCUGACACCCCUCGGCGAGAAGCCAGCGCUGAAGAGGGAUGUGGAACAGACCCCACAGCAGAUGAAGAAGGCCAAGUCCUCCAACAGGGGCCGAUAUUACUCCCUGGUUCCUCUCUCCUAAAGAGGGAGGAACCGAUGGCUACUUCAUCCACGUAAGCACAUAUUAUCACAGUGCAACUUUCUUAUCACCAAAAAUAAUAUGACAUAAGUGUUAUAAUGAAUGCUUGCAUCUCUCUCUC